Sclerotinia trifoliorum is the source of this 1685-nucleotide messenger RNA. The record is from the annotation of a GenBank genome assembly. Lineage: Eukaryota; Fungi; Ascomycota; Leotiomycetes; Helotiales; Sclerotiniaceae.
AAUGCAACAUCAUUCAACUUUCGUGUGUGUAUAGAGUUCUCUUGUCGUUGGAUACCAUUACUUACACGGAUUUAUCACUACGCAUUUACCAUAAAAGCCGCUUUUAAGCAAUGCUUGCUUGAAACCUACCAUCACUUGAAUUUUUGGCUAGCCAUAAGUUAUUAGCAUCAGUUUGCUAUCAAUUUUAACCUACGGAUAGAUAUAGGUAAGCAUCUAUUCAAUCAUACAUUCAUUUCCCUCACUAUGUAGAUCAAAAAAAGUAAAUAUUCAUAACUGGCAGGCAAGGGGAAUCCUAACAGUCUCCAUUCUCAUGUUUAGGCACGGGAGAAAGAGUUACGCCGCUCACAAGAGCAAUUCCACUGCUAGUUCAAUCUAUCAAUAUUUGUUGCUAGAGCUCAGCCAUAUCCACAAUGAAAGCCUUGCGUGGUAGAAACCAAAGAUAUUCUUCCCAAGAGGAUGCCUAUCUCUUCAAUUACAGGGAAUGGCGCAAUGAAAAAGUGUCGGAAUCAUGGGCUCAGUUUCUUGCUAGGUUCGAAAAGAAAUUCUGGGUCAAUCCCCGCAGUUCAGCGUCCCUGUUUCGUAGGGCUGGGAGACUUUCUGGUCGCCGCCACCAGACAUUGUCCCGGAAUGGAGAAAUGAUGUGCCAUAUGCUUAAGAUCCGCAAAUCCAGCCUCUGGUGGACCUGGGGAAGGAUUGGCCAGGCAUUUGGUACCAAUGCGAGGACAGCUUCUGGGGCAUAUAAAAGUUUUUUGCAGAGAAACGGGAUUGAUGAAGUUCAAGAUGAAUCUGGUCGCAUAAUAUGGACGAGAUCGAAUAGAAGAAAACUUAGUAGGGCACAUCAUCUCGGUCACUCAUGGGAACAAAUCGCCAAGCAGUUCGGUUACGAGGAGUACAUAUGCAUAGCAGCGCAUUACAUACACUCUUACGGAGAAGGCAAGUCGGGCAACUUGAAUGCAUCUUUUCAUCCAAAGUAUUUCUUUUCUACAAUAGAGAGAACCAGUAUUUAUCAUAAGCAAAACUUUUCCAGCACACGGGAGAUUAAGGACGAGAGUAGAGAUUGUCAAUGGGAGGAGAAUAUUAUGGCACAAUACCGGAGGGAACAAUCGCUACUUAAAUGUGAUGCGGAAGAAGACGGAGCAUCUGUAAGUGGUAAUUCACAAUUAUUCUUCGGCGCUGAAGAGCCUUUGAAGCGCCAGUUGACGUUUGGACUGGAACAUUAAUGGAGUAUGAUUCAAUGAGAACGACACAGCAAUCUCGUGACAGAGGUGUAGUUGCAGCACCGGUGACACUUCGAGGUGAUGUUCGUGCAUACACGUGUAUACACGUGUAUAAGAACAACAACACCAGUAUCCGGUAGAGGAGUUACCGGGAUGAGAAUUAAUGGUGCUCGGACCUUGUCCAGAGCUGAUACUCGACCAUUCGGAAAAGCUCACUGAGCUGAGCUCAUCCAAGUUCCGGCCCCAACAGUUCUUGAAAGCAGCCAAUGUUUCAAGCGUGGUUUGCAAUUUUAAUACAAACGAGGUUUACUGCCGUUCAAAGCGAAGUCGAGAGCUUUCCAUAAUCAAUAGAGGACAAUAAUCUCGAGCUCAUGUCUGUUGGAGACUAGAUGGUCCAGAUUUGGAAUGGUGUCUUUGGAGUGCAUUCUCUUUCCUUGGGCUUUUCAUUUUGGGGGCGCGCUUCUUAAG